AUGCCGUUGGACUUGGACCAGGCCACGCAGAAGAACCGCUCCUUCGGCUUCGUCACUUUUCUAGAGAGAGAAGACGCCAUGGACGACAUCGAAUUCUACGGCCGCAUCCUCACCGUCAAUUAUGCGCUUCCCGAGAAAAUCAAGGGUGUACGUCGACACCUGAUUCGAGAGGCAGGCAGCAGCAAGAGAGCAGAGCAACGAGAAGCGAUGGAGGCAGCCGAAGUGUCUGUUUUGCUCUUGCGAAAUGGGGGCAGCGUCUUCGCAAGGGACAGAUGGGGUAGGACUCCAUUGGAGGAGACUCGAGUAGGAGUAGAUCAUAAACUAGUUCAGUUGUUGGAAGAUGCAAAGCGUCGUCAUCAGAUGUCGGAUUUUUCGGGUUAA
This is a messenger RNA of Salvia miltiorrhiza (redroot sage), 381 nucleotides long. Its product is annotated as potassium channel GORK-like. Gene Ontology annotation, molecular function: nucleic acid binding. The record is from RefSeq and is a predicted model, not a curated record. Bases 1 to 381 code for a protein of 126 amino acids. NCBI's taxonomy places the organism in Eukaryota, Viridiplantae, Streptophyta, Magnoliopsida, Lamiales, Lamiaceae. The transcript has 2 exons.